AUGGCUGUUCUGCAGACGCUCUCUCUUUUUUUGCCCUUUUCGAUUUUUCUUUUUCCUCUUUUGGACGUUUUAGGUUGUUUUAUUCGUUUUAUUCUGUUUUCUCAUUCUUUUUUUACCGCAAGUUUAAAUUGUCAAACAAGACCUCCACUUUCCGAAGUCUGGUUCACCCCGAAGACUCAAAACCAUUCAAUGCCAACUCAACCCGGGAACCACUGCCGAGAAGAUUCUCUCCCUUCACUUCCUUCUGAUCCUCUACAAACCUUCACUGGUUCUGUUGUUGGCUCUAUCUCUCGUCGCAACCGUCGCUCUUUUGCUGCUCUCGCUCAAAAGACAUCUAACGCCAUCGCCAGUCUCUCUGGAACUACCACCCUACGCUCUUCAACCUCCUACGGCAGUUUGUCAAGAGCACAGCAUUCCCCCUGUACACCGUUCGACGAACCAUAUUUGCAAUUGACGGAAUCUUCGCGCCCUUGUUCCCCGGCUUUGGUCGACACUCUCCCCGCCAAUUCGCAGAAGCGUCGCCUGACUCUUCAGCGCCUGCCUACACCUGACGACAAUCGGUCUUCCGAACCCGCCAAGAUGCAUCAAACGUCCUCAAGGUUAUUGCGCAUGACCGAGGAUGAGCGCCCUUUCACCAAGGAUUUCAUGGACUUGUUCUCCACCUUGAUGGUCAGCUUGAAAUUAGAUUCUCACCGUGUCCGGUUUACGCGAUAUGAUCACACAUUCACCUCCGAAGAGGCCAUCAAUAACUUGGGUUCCCUCAAGUUCUCCCAGUCCAACCGCAUGCCUGACCCCAAGGACCCGUCCCGCAUUGUCACCACUACCACAACCACCACUUUCUCCAUGGCCAAGGAAAUGGCUCGAUCCGUGUGCCAGCGAUUCGUCGAUGCUCGUUUUAUUGAAUCCGUGGACGGAAAGGCCCUCCCGAUCUUCCCUCUUAAGGGCGCUCUCUUCCAACUCACACCAAAGGGAAUCAACAUCCUGCAGCGAUUCUGCCAGCGGAACGGUAUUACCGCCCGUCACGUGAUGGAUGUGUUGGAGUCGCCGCGCAACACCAUGCAGCUGGUCAACCUCGAGCGAGACACCGAUACCGACAAGUUGUCCCACGACCGUGCCACGAUCGAGGUUAUUUUCCGCCGUUUCGCUGGUCAGGAUGGUCCCAAUGUGAAGAGCAGUAUCUCAACCUCCGACUCCGACUCCCUCAGUGAUUACACCAACGGUCUCGUGGGUGUGAAGGUGGCUCGGGAACGCAAGCUCCAGGAUGGCAAGAUUUACAGCAACACUUUCACUGGAAAGGCGUCCGUGGAUUGGCUGAUGGAUUGUUCGACUACGAUUGAGCGCCGCGAGACCUGUUUGAUUGCCGAGCUGUUCCUGAAGUACGGUCUGAUCACGAUGAUCCAGGACGAUAAAUCAUUCCCCGACGUCGGACCUACUGCACACUUCCAACCCUCCAAGUGGGCCAUUUAUGGCAUCACCGAACGUGGCCAGCGCGUGUGUGGAUGGAUUGCUCGCGAGAAGGCACGCGAGAAUAACAUUCAAUACGAUAGCCGUGGUAUGCCGCGGGAUUCCAACAACGCCCGACUGACGCACAUUCUCCAAGACCCCGCCCUGCGUUUGCUUUUCCGAGAGUUCCUUCGCUACUCGCUUUGCGAAGAGAACCUGUCCUUCUACCUCGAUGUUUCCGAGUUUACUGCCAAUUACCACAAGGCCGAGAAGAUGGGUACAUUCAACAAGGUGGACUCUGUGCGGGAAACCCUGGCUGCUGCUUAUGGAUUAUACAAUGCCUUUUUGGCCCCUGGUUCUCCCUGUGAAUUGAACAUCGACCAUGCUCUCCGCAACAGUCUGGCCAGCCGCAUGACCAAGGCUGUGGGAGAUGACGACUCCAUGUUCAAGAGCUUGCAAGAAGUGGUACACCUCUUCGAGCUUGCCCAAACAUCUGUCUUUAAGUUGAUGUCCAGUGAUUCGGUACCCAAGUUCCUACGUGACCCGAAGUAUGCUGUGGUGCUGCAAGAGCAUGACGUGGAUAUCAUGGGAGGCUCACGCUCAUACUCUCCCACGCCAGGCCCGCCCUCCAUCCCGGAGCGCAGUAUGAGCCGCUCAGCCCGUGCGUGA
Penicillium salamii is the source of this 2112-nucleotide messenger RNA. The record is from the annotation of a GenBank genome assembly. Lineage: Eukaryota; Fungi; Ascomycota; Eurotiomycetes; Eurotiales; Aspergillaceae.